Molecule: messenger RNA, 4333 nt
Organism: Numida meleagris (helmeted guineafowl)
Lineage: Eukaryota; Metazoa; Chordata; Aves; Galliformes; Numididae
Gene: MYO1D
Product: myosin ID
Exons: 23
Coding region: 362-3238 (958 amino acids)
Biological process (GO): vesicle transport along actin filament; actin filament organization
Cellular component (GO): actin cytoskeleton; cytoplasm; vesicle
Molecular function (GO): ATP binding; actin filament binding; microfilament motor activity
Source: RefSeq, a predicted model, not a curated record
ACACACACACACACACACGCAAACACACACACACACAGAUAUACACACACAUACACAGCACCAUGGCGGAGCAGGAGAGCUUGGAGUUCGGCAAGGCCGACUUCGUGCUGCUGGACGCCGUCACCAUGCCCGAGUUCAUGGGGAACCUCCGGCUGCGGUCUGCUUGUGCCUUCUGCUCUGCUUCUAGCUGUAAGAGGAGAGCGCAGCACUUCCCUGCUGCCGGAGAGACAGCUCAUCCCGCCCGCUGACGCACGCAGCAGCGAGGGCUCAGUGACUCCUGUGUUUAGUGGUUUGGCAGUUUCUCAGUGCAAGGUUUGAAAAAGGACGGAUCUACACCUUUAUUGGAGAAGUGGUGGUUUCCAUGAACCCUUACAAGAACCUGAACAUCUACGGGCGGGACAUGAUCGAGCAGUACAAGGGCCGGGAGCUCUACGAGAGGCCUCCCCACCUCUUCGCCAUCGCUGACGCUGCCUACAAAGCGAUGAAGAGGAGAUCGAAGGACACGUGCAUUGUGAUAUCGGGUGAAAGUGGGGCUGGGAAAACAGAGGCCAGCAAGUACAUCAUGCAGUACAUCGCAGCCAUCACCAACCCGGGGCAGAGGGCGGAGGUGGAAAGAGUGAAGAACAUCCUGCUGAAAUCCAACUGUGUGUUGGAGGCCUUCGGCAACGCCAAAACGAACCGCAACGACAAUUCCAGCCGCUUCGGGAAAUACAUGGACAUCAACUUUGACUUCAAGGGAGACCCAAUCGGGGGUCACAUCAACAAUUACUUACUAGAAAAGUCUCGUGUGAUCGUGCAGCAGCCAGGAGAGCGGAGCUUUCACUCUUUUUACCAGCUCCUCCAGGGGGGGUCUGACCAGAUGCUGCGCUCUCUACAUCUGCAGAAGGAUGCGUCUGCAUACAGCUACAUCUCCCCUGGAGCACAGCUCAAGUGUUCCAUCAACGACGGUGCUGAGUUCAAGGCUGUUGCUGAUGCCAUGAAGGUGGUAGGCUUCAAGCAGGAGGAGAUUCAGACUGUCUACAAAAUCGUGGCAGCCAUUCUUCACUUGGGGAACUUGAAGUUUUCCGUGGAUGGCGAUACGCCUCUAAUAGAGAACAGCAAGGUUGUGUCCAUCAUUGCAGACCUGCUGUCAACAAAAUCUGAGAUGGUGGAGAAGGCUCUUUUGUUCCGGACGGUCGCUACGGGCCGGGAUGUCAUCGACAAGCAGCACACCGAGCAAGAAGCCACCUAUGGCAGAGAUGCCUUUGCAAAAGCUAUUUAUGAGCGCCUCUUCUGUUGGAUUGUGACACACAUCAAUGAUGUGAUUGAAGUUAAGAACUAUGACACGACAGUGCACGGGAAAAACACGGUCAUUGGCGUCCUGGAUAUCUAUGGCUUUGAAAUAUUUGACAAUAACAGUUUUGAACAAUUUUGCAUUAAUUACUGCAAUGAGAAGCUCCAGCAGCUCUUCAUUCAGCUGGUUCUGAAGCAGGAGCAGGAGGAGUAUCAGCGAGAGGGCAUUCCCUGGAAGCACAUCGAUUACUUUAACAACCAGGUCAUCGUCGACCUGGUGGAGCAGCAGCACAAAGGGAUCAUUGCCAUCCUGGACGACGCCUGCAUGAACGUUGGGAAAGUGACGGACGAGAUGUUCCUUGAGGCUCUUAACAGCAAGCUGGGGAAGCACGCUCAUUUCUCUAGCAGAAAGCUUUGUGCGACCGACAAAACCCUGGAGUUUGAUAGAGAUUUCCGGAUCAAGCACUACGCUGGAGACGUGAUUUACUCAGUCUCUGGAUUUAUUGACAAAAACAAGGACACUUUAUUUCAAGACUUCAAGCGCCUCAUGUAUAACAGCUCUAAUCCUGUGUUGAAGAUGAUGUGGCCUGAAGGUAAACUGAGCAUCACGGAGGUCACCAAGCGACCUCUGACAGCUGCUACCCUCUUCAAGAACUCCAUGAUAGCACUGGUGGACAACCUGGCGUCAAAGGAGCCCUAUUACGUCCGUUGCAUUAAGCCCAACGACAAGAAGUCUCCGCAGCUUUUCGACGAGGAGCGCUGCCGGCACCAGGUGGAGUACCUCGGCCUGCUGGAGAACGUGAGGGUGCGGCGGGCAGGGUUUGCCUAUCGCCAGACGUACGAGAAGUUCCUCCACAGGUACAAGAUGAUCUCGGAAUUCACCUGGCCAAACCAUGACCUCCCUUCAGACAGAGAUGCUGUGCAGAAGCUCAUUGAGUGUCAUGGAUUUCAGCACGAUGUUGCCUACGGGAAGACCAAGAUUUUCAUCCGCACGCCGCGAACUCUGUUCACCUUGGAGGAGCUGCACGCCAAGAUGCUCGUGAGGAUUGUCCUCUUCCUGCAGAAGGUUUGGAGGGGCACCUUGGCUCGGCUCCGCUACAAGAGGACGAGGGCCGCUCUCACGAUCCUCAGGUACUACCGCCGCUACAAGGUGAAGUCCUACAUCCACGAGGUCGCCCAGCGCUUCCGCAAUGUGAGAUCCAUGAAGGAUUAUGGCAAGCAUGUGCAAUGGCCCACUCCACCCAAAGUGCUGCACCGAUUCGAAGAGGCGCUGCAGGCGAUUUACCAUAGGUGGAGGGCAGGGGAACUCAUCCGGAGCAUCCCAUCGAAGGACCUACCUCAGCUGCGGGCAAAGGUUGCUGCCAUGGAGGUGCUGAAGGGUCACCGAGCAGAUCUGGGGCUGCAGAGAGCAUGGGAGGGGGAUUACAUCGCACUGAGACCAGAUCACCCUCAGAGCACGGGCUCCUUCCUCCCUGUUGCCACCGAGCUGAAACGGAAAGACAAAUACAUGAACGUUCUCUUCUCAUGUCAUGUCCGCAAGGUCAACCGCUUCAGUAAGGUGGAGGACAGAGCCAUCUUCAUCACCGACCGGCACCUUUACAAGAUGGACCCUAUGAAGCAGUACAAAGUGAUGAAGACCAUCCCCCUCUAUAACUUGGUCGGGUUGAGCGUCUCCAAUGGGAAGGACCAGCUGGUGGUCUUCCACACGAAGGACAACAAGGAUCUCAUCGUCUGCCUCUUCAGCAAAGAGCCGCCCAACGACAACAGGAUUGGGGAGCUGGUGGGCGUCCUGGCCAGCCACUUCAAGAGCGAGAAGCGCGCGCUGCGCGUCAGCGUGGCCCACCCGGUGCAGUGCAGCCUGCACGGCAGGAAAUGCACCGUCUCCGUGGAGACGCGGAUCGACCAAUCGCAGCCGGAUUUCACCAAGCAUCGCUCCGGCUUCGUCCUCUGCGUGCCGGCCAACUAGCGGCCCCGCGGCCCCCGGAGCGGCGCGGAGCCGUGGGGCUGCGGCCACCCGCCCCACAGCGCGGCCUUUCCGUGGGGCCCACGUGGAGGUGCUGUGCUGAACGCCCCCGACGCUCAGCGCCGAGCAAACCCGAAUUCGGGAGCGGCUCCGUGACCGCAGCGAGGGCUGGAUGCGGCCGAUGCGGGCCAGGACGAUGGGAAGCGCUUCCGAAUUCUCCCCGAAAGCAUUUAUGGUACCGACGCCCUCCCUGCCCCCCCCGGCAGUGCCUUAAGCCCUCCCCCGUGUCAGUCCGCCGGGGAGGACCCGCAGACACCGCUCCGCUCCGGCCGUGGGGCACUGACCCACAGCGCUGAGCAGCGGGAGGGCUCCGCUUGGCCGGGAUUCCCGGAGCGGAGCGGCUGGGUGCUCUCCGAGCGGGUUUUGCCUUAGUGAGCCCCGCAUCGCCCUGACGUUCCCUUCAGAUGCUGCGUGCCCCCGUGGCACCGCCGCAGUGGGGCUGCAGAACGCGGCGUGGGGCUGCGCCGGGCGCCGUGGCUCCGGUGGCCGCACCGUGGCCCCACUGCAGCUGCUCCCGAGUCCUGGCACUGCCGGUCAGGUCGGGACUCGCAGCGCGACGGCAGGGACUAGAAAUCCCAGCUGACCCCAAAUCCACGGCCGUGGGGCGGCACUGGGGCCCGACGCCGCCCACCCCGAGGGGAGCGGGACGCGCAGCCCCCGCCGACCCCGUGCCGUGGGGUGGGCGCCGUGCGGGCCCUCGGCCGGGCCCAGAGCCCCCUCCCAUCAACCACGCAGCGCCGGGACCGUAGGGCCGCCCCCAUCCCCCACAUCCCUGGGUGCCCUCAGCCCCCCGACCCCCAGCUCUCCGCGGUGGGGCCUCAGCCCCCGUUUGCACUCCUGGCCCCGCAGCACCGUGUGCCCCACGCCUCCCAUCGGUGCGGGGCCGCGCGGGCGGCGAGAAAUCGCGCGGAGGAGAUUCCUGCUGCUGCGAGAUGGCAACGUUGUACGUCACGAGAUGUCGUUACGAAAUGUAUUCUCCGUUCCAGCUCUGGUUUUAUAUAUAUAUAUAUAUAUAUAUAUAUAAAAUAUAAAGAUAUA